This is a messenger RNA of Condylura cristata (star-nosed mole), 3913 nucleotides long. Its product is annotated as NACHT, LRR and PYD domains-containing protein 12-like. Gene Ontology annotation, cellular component: cytoplasm. Gene Ontology annotation, biological process: cellular response to cytokine stimulus; negative regulation of inflammatory response; negative regulation of canonical NF-kappaB signal transduction. Gene Ontology annotation, molecular function: protein binding. Bases 60 to 3212 code for a protein of 1050 amino acids. The record is from RefSeq and is a predicted model, not a curated record. The transcript has 13 exons. Lineage: Eukaryota; Metazoa; Chordata; Mammalia; Eulipotyphla; Talpidae.
GGGAAGAAUUGCUGACAAACGCGGGAGCUGGGACAGACUGCGUGCAUGCGGGCCUGAGGAUGAACACUCAAAAGAAAAGAAAAGAUAUGGAACCUGCUUGUACCUGGAGUUUAUUGUCUAAACAGAAUUCUGCUUCAAGUUCUUUGGCUUCAUUUUCAUGGAAGGAGCUUACAGAUUACCGGGAGGCAUUUAGAAAACAUCUAAAAGAAAAAUACCUAAAACUAGGAGAUGAUAAAUGCUAUCACUGUGGCAAGCAUAUAAAGUCACGACUGCUUAUUGUAAAAGAUCACAGAAUAUCAGAAAACACACCAUGUGGAAUUCCUCAAGAAGAUACUUUUAUUGAGAUGGAACACAUAUUUGAUCCUGAUGAAAAAGGUGUCAGCUUACCCCAAACUGUGGUGCUUCAAGGAUGUGCUGGAAUUGGGAAAACAGCUGUGGUCCACAAGUUCAUGUUUGACUGGGCAGCGGGAGUGGUUACCCCAGGCAGGUUUGACUUGCUCAUCUAUGUAAACUGCAGAGAAAUAAGUCACUUCACCAACCUGAGUGCGGCUGAUCUGAUCACUAACACCUUUCAAGAUGUAUGUGGACCAGUCCUGGACAUUAUUCUGGCAUAUCCAGAGAAGCUUCUGUUCAUUCUGGAUGGGUUUCCUGAGCUUCAGUAUCCUGUAGGCGAUGAGGAAGAGGAUCUUAGUGUUAACCCCUUGAAGAAGAAGCCCGUUGAGGCCCUCCUACGUAGUUUUGUGACCAAAAAACUGUUUCCUGAAUCUUCCCUCUUGAUAACUGCCAGGCCUUCAACUAUGAAGAAGCUCCACUCUCUGUUAAAAGAGCCUCUCCAGGUAGAGGUCCUGUGCUUUACAGAUGCUGAAAAGAGAGCAUAUUUUCUGAGUCAUUUUUCAGGUGCUAAUGCAGCAAUGAGAGUCUUUUAUGGUCUGCGAGAAAAUGAGGUCCUUGACAUUUUGUCUUCUCUUCCCAUCAUCUCCUGGAUGAUCUGCAGUGUCCUACAGUCCCAGGAAGAUGGUGACAGGACUUUUAUGAAGUCACUUGUGACGAUGACUGAUGUGUAUCUCCUCUACUUUUCCAAGUGCCUCAAUACCCUCGUAGGCAUCUCGGUGUGGAAGGGACAGAGUUGCCUAUGGGGCCUUUGUUCUUUGGCUGCAGAAGGGCUGCAGAAUAGUCGGGUCCUGUUUGAAGUCCGAGACCUCAGAAGACACGGGAUAGGAGUGUAUGACACCAACUGCACUUUUCUCAAUCACUUUUUGAAAAAAACUGAGAGCGAUAUCAAUGUCUAUACUUUCCUUCACUUCAGUUUUCAGGAGUUCUUAACUGCUGUGUUCUAUGCUCUGAAGACUGACAGCAGCUGGAUGAUUUUAGAUCAAGUGGGGAAAACAUGGGAAGAAUUAUUCCAACAAUAUGGGAAAGGGUUUUCAUCAUUAACGAUACAGUUCUUAUUUGGCCUCUUACAUGAACGAAAAGGAAAGGUGGUGGAAUCCAUUUUUGGAAGAAAAGUUUCUCCAGGACUUCGAGAGGAGUUACUGCAGUGGACUGAGAGAGAAAUCAAUGAUAAAUCUUUUAAGUUUCAGAUUGAGCCAAUGGACUUGUUUCACUGUUUGUAUGAGAUUCAGGAAGAAGACUAUGCAAAAAGUGUAACUGGUGACUUACAGUCAGUUAUACUGCUUCAGCCUACCUAUACAAAAAUGGACAUUCUAACUAUGUCAUUCUGUGUAAAAAGCAGCAACAGUCACCUGUCAGUGUCUCUGAAAUGCCAGCAUCUACUUGGAUUUGAGGAGGAAGAGCGAGCUUCAGCUUUCAUGCCAUCAACCUUAACACUAGAUCAGCCCUUCCAGCUGCUUAAUUUGCCAGUGUCUCAGCUACACUUGCUUUGCCAAGCAAUGCGAAAUCCAAACUGUAAAAUUAAAGACCUGAAACUCAUUUUCUGCCGCCUCACAGCUUCUUGUGGCAGGGAUCUCUCCUUAGUACUUGCAACUAACCAGUAUCUGAAAGAUUUGGAAUUUGUAAAAAAUACCCUGGAAGAUUCAGGAAUGGAGCUGUUAUGUGAAGGAUUAAAAGAUCCAAACUGUAUCUUACAGGCACUGAGGUUUUACCGAUGUCUUAUUUCUCCUGCUUGUUGUGGGGCACUAGCAGCUGUUCUCAACACCAGUCAGAGGCUCACAGAGCUGGAAUUUAGUGAAACAAAACUGGAAGCCUCAGCUAUGAAAUUGCUCUGUGAAGGCUUAAAAGAUCCAAAUUGCAAAUUACAGAAGCUCAAGUUGUGUGGCAGCCUUCUCCCUGAAAGUUCAGAGACUGUUUGCAAAUAUCUCGCCUCUGUUCUCAUGCAUCAUACAAACAUCACUGAGCUGGAGUUGAGUGCAAACCCCCUGGGGGACACAGGGGUGAAGUAUCUCUGUGAAGGUCUCAGACAUUACAACUGCAAAGUGGAGAAAUUAGACCUGAGCACAUGCCACCUCACAGAUGCUAGCUGUGUGGAGCUCUCUUCUUUCUUGGAAGUGAAUCGGACUUUAAAAGAGCUUUUUGUGUUUGGCAAUCCUCUGGGGGACACAGGAGUACAACACCUCUCUGAAGGUCUGCGGCACACAAACGGCGUAAUCAAUAAUCUUGUGCUUUCCGAAUGUUCCCUCUCUGCAACUUGUUGUGAGUUCCUUGCCCAAGUCCUGUGCUGCACACAAAGCCUGACUAGGCUUCUUCUAAUUAAUAACAAAAUUGAAGAUUUGGGAGUGAAAUUGUUGUGUGAAGGAUUAAAACAGCCUGACUGUCAGCUAAGGAAUCUGGCAUUGUGGACAUGUCACCUGACUGGAGAAUGUUGUCAGGAUUUGUGCAAUGCACUCUACACCAAUAAACACUUGACAGACCUUGACCUCAGUGACAAUGCCUUAGGGGAUGAAGGCAUGCAGGUGCUGUGUGAAGGGCUGAAACACCCUUCCUGCAAACUACAGAACUUGUGGUUAGCAGAAUGUCAUCUUACAGAUGUGUGUUGUGAAGCCCUUGCCUCUGUCCUCAACAAAAAUGAAAACCUAAUGUUGUUAGAUUUAAGUGCAAAUGACCUCAAGGAUUGUGGAGUACAAAUGCUGUGUGAUGCACUGAUUGAUCCAGUAUGUAAACUACAGACAUUCUACAUUGACACGGAUCAUUUACAUGAAGAAACAUUCAGAAAGAUGGAAGCUUUAAAAGUGAGCAAGCCUGGAUUUUCCUGGUAGUCUCUGAGGCAAGGCCCUGGUCAGCUGCAUAUAGAGCUGCAUUUGGCAUUGUCUUUAACAGUUGUGCAGUAUUCUUGUUCCAAACUGCUUACCCUUUGUUAAGGACACUGGUGUGAAUCAAAUAACUCUGCUGUUUCUUACUUAGAACAAUCCAUAAGUAGUAUAUAAAAGACAGAAGUACUUCAUCACAUGUCCAGCAAUAAAUACCUUACAUUCAUAUAUUGUGUUGCCAAAUUUACUGUGUUUUCACAAAAACCCUUGAAGGUGGAAAAGUGAGGCUUGGAGCAGUUGUGACUUGUGCCAUGUCCCCUAACUUAGAAGUGCGACAAUGGGGACUGGAUCCAGCCAGGUUUCCCACACUCAGACCAGGCAGGCAAGCAAUAGAAAGAAGACAUGUGAAUGAGGCCACUUCAAAGAAACAAGAUACUCGAAAUGACUAUAGGACAAAAAGAUAUAGCAAUACAUUAUAUUUUAUGAUGCUGAUUUGAAGCAAAACUAUAAUUCACAAGAGAAAAGAAUGAGCUAAUUAACAGAGGAAGUGUAUGUGGACAUAAGACUUGAUAUGGGUCUUGUGAAAAGAUAGGAUUGAGGCAGGGUGAAACAUGCUGGCCCGUGUCUGCAAGAUCGGGGCAACAAGGCUGUGUAUGUUAGUGACUUGCCAAAAGCACCUGAGGAGAAAGAAAUGUUUGCGUUCGUUAAGA